AUGCUUCUUGUUAAAUUAACUAAUAUUUUAAUAUCACAAGCUCUACCUCUAUAUUUUACAAUCAUCACCUUGAGAAAUAACACAUCUGAUAAACCAGAUACUGGCGCUUUGCACAAUGAUACUAAUCAGGAAGAGCCAAAGGCCAACACUACUAAUCAUUAUGUGACAUCUGUUAUAUAUUCUUAUUUAGGGUAUUCUAAUCAGUAUACUGAUCACACAACAAGUACUAGCACUGUUGCCACAUCAACUGACAAACUAGAUAAUAAUAACUCUGCUAAAAAGAAAAAUAUUAUACUAAAAUAUUGGAGUGUCUACUUAAGUUAUUAUUUUUUUAUAAAGCCAUUUGUUUUUAUAUUAGCAGAUGAAUUGGAGUUUGUCCUGACAUGUGUGUUAUUAAAUAAUUGUGUUAAAGAAUAUAUUUUGAUUAAUAAUGUUGAAAAUAGUAAGAAAAUUCAAAAUUCAUGGCUAAAUUAUUUUUUCCAGUAUUUAUUGUUUUUUACUAAUGCUUUUGAGCACUUUAUCUUUAAACAUAAAGAUGAACUAUUUAAUAUUAUAAGACCUGGUGCUGCUACUUUUAUUGGCAAUGACGAUGUUAUUAGAGAUUCUACUGGUGUUUCCAAUAAUGGUAUGGAAAGUAGUAGUCCACAGAACAAACCCAAUUUAAAAGAAACGAAAAAAUCAUGGACUAGUUUAUUUUGGGGUUAUUAUUCCAAUGCGGACAAUGAUAACAAUACUAAGUAUGAGCUUGAUUCUAAUUCCAAUGUUAACGGUGAUACUGGUAAUGGAGAACAGCAAGCUUAUGAGCAAUAUGAUUUAUUACUGGACAUUUUACCUGAGCCCUUUGGUAAUUAUAACAAAAAAAAAAAUGAGUGA
Messenger RNA from Saccharomycodes ludwigii, 873 nucleotides. RefSeq lists its product as uncharacterized. The coding region runs from base 1 to 873 and encodes 290 amino acids. NCBI's taxonomy places the organism in Eukaryota, Fungi, Ascomycota, Saccharomycetes, Saccharomycodales, Saccharomycodaceae. The transcript has a single exon. The record is from RefSeq and is a predicted model, not a curated record.